Messenger RNA from Cyphellophora europaea CBS 101466, 1218 nucleotides. RefSeq lists its product as uncharacterized. The record is from RefSeq and is a predicted model, not a curated record. The transcript has 2 exons. NCBI's taxonomy places the organism in Eukaryota, Fungi, Ascomycota, Eurotiomycetes, Chaetothyriales, Cyphellophoraceae. Bases 1 to 1218 code for a protein of 405 amino acids.
AUGGCGACUCCGGAAGACGAGACGAGAAAGCCGUCAGUGCUAAUAGUUGGUGGCCUCGUGUGCGCGACAGGCUACAUCGGGCGAUUCCUUGCCAAACAUAUUCACGACCACAAUCUUGCUUCUUCUGUUCGUUUGGUCGACAAAGUACUCCCUCAGCUGGCCCACCUGGCACCCGAAUUCUCCGAGUCAUGUGCCCAGACUUUCUUUGUCCAGGCCGAUGCCUCUCGCCAAACAUCCAUGGAUAGGAUAUUCGAACAUCCAGAUGGACCCGAGAAGACAUGGGACUACGUAUUCAAUCUGGGUGGAAACACUGCAUGGUCCAGAACAGCAGAGGAAUACAAGCUGCAAUCGACACAGCUGAGCAUUACACUGGGCAAAGAAGCUGCCAAACGCGGGGUCAAGGUCUUCGUCGAAGCCAGCACUGGUAUGGUCUACAGCCCUGAGAGGAAACCACGGACAGAGCAAGAUAAGCUUAAACCCUGGCUCAAGCUGGCGAAGGCCAAACUCGAGGCAGAGCAAGAGCUGGCCCGUAUUCCUGGCCUCAACCUCAUCAUACUCAGGUUUGCCCAUGUAUAUGGUCCAUAUAAUGCUGGCUUCUGUGCUAAGAUGCUCUGUCUUGCCCGGGUAUACCAGGAGAAGAAAGAAGAAUUGAAAUGGCUGUGGACCGAAGAUCUUCGCAUCAACACCGUCUACAUCAACGAUGCGGUCAGAGCGCUCUGGGCUGCUGCUCAGUGGAGACAAAAGAACUCUGUCAUACCCGAGGGCUCUGUUCCGCAGGGUAGCCGAAGGCCAACGCUCUCGUCCAAGGGAGAGGAUGCGCCAUCCGGAAACGUUCCAAUAUUCAACAUCGUCGAUCGUGGUCAAACCUCUCAAGGGACCGCCGCAGAUGUGGUCGGCAAAGUAUUCGAAAUCCGGACCGGCUUUCAGGGCUCUAUGAUCUCUCAGCUCGCCAAGCUUAAUCUUGAACACGUCGUCGAUGAUCUCAACGAAGACGUUUUGCAGCCAUGGGACGAUAUGCUCGCGGCCAAAAACAUCACUAAACCGGGGCCCCUGACCCCCUUCCUGGAGAAGGAGCUUCUGAAAGACACGGAUCUCAGUCUCGAUGGAUCGCUGUUUGAAAAAGUGGCAGGUUUCGAAUAUGAGAAACCACAAGGCCUCACCGUCGAUGGCGUGAAGGAGAUGAUCGCAAGCUACGAGAAGAUGGAAUGGUGGCCUUGA